UGUUGAAGGAAAAAAUCUGGACAAAAAUGCUGCUUGGGGUGGGGGUUGUGAAUUCCAGGCAUAGCAACAUCCUUUUAAGAUAUUUUUCCAGUUCCUACUAUUUCUAUCUUUUGUGUACAGGUGGGUUUAAUAAAGAAAAGAACUGGGAUCAAAUAUCUCACAAGGCCCUUUUUGUCUUUACUUCAUCUAUUUAAGCUUUUUACAGAAGCACUCUUCCAAGAUACCUCUGACAUUUCUCACCAUGCACAAAGCACAAAUUACAGCUUUAAUACACAUAGACACUGGAUUGCAGUGUGAAGCAUGUGAGUGACUAGCCUUUCCCUCUUACACAUGUUUAUGGCAGAUAAAUAAAACCUUUAAAAAACAGCUGAUUGUAUCUUUUAAUGGAAAAUAGGAAGUUGAAAAUCAGAACUUUAGUCACUGAAGCUUCAUUCAUGUCCUUUAUCUGCUCGUACUAAGCCUGUAGUGCAUGUGCGCUUGGCCCGGCAGCGCGCCAUCGAGAGGUGGAGGAGAGUGUGAGCGAGUAUAAAAGCCUCCCGUAUGAGGAUGCUGUCAGCAUCACCGAAAGAAGAGGCGGCUGCAUUACUACAUACUUCAGCAUGGACGCUCCUAAGUAAACUGACAUGGAUUAAUCACCUUUUUAUUGUUCUUUACAUAUUUCUUUCCGCUUAUAAAAGCAGUAACAUGCGAGCAGAGACGCGUUUAAGUUUACAAAUACUCGGAUGAUUUACGCAACUCCGGACCUCCCGCAGAGACUUUGAACAAGACUACACACAGGACGAGGACGAUGGGGAUUUUUGCAUCCAAAUCUGCGCACCAGCACUCUGGAAGUUAGCCUAAAAAAAGGAGGUGAAACACUGGGAAGUUGUUUUUUUUUUAAAUAUAAAGAAAGUCGCCUUUUCUUCACCCUCUGCAGUCAUGCAGAGUAACAGCACCUCCUCUGGAUCAUUAACCGCUUUGAGCGUGUGCGGAGGAGAGGAGGAUGAACAUGAAAUCUUUAAACUUGUCAGCCCCACAGAGGCAGCUUCCAACCUCGCUGCGUUUAAUCUUUCAUUGAACUGCUGGCUUCACAUCCUCUCCAAGGAGUCCUCAUUGGAUCUGCAUGGAGACAGCGCAAAUCUGGCAGUGCGAGUUCUCAUUGCCACGGUGUACCUGGUGGUGUGUGUUCUGGGGCUUGUGGGUAACCUCCUGGCGCUCUUCCUGCUCCACUCCCGCCGCAGAGGCCACCACCACUCUUCCAUCGACUGCUUUGUGAUGAGCCUGGCGCUGACAGACCUCCAGUUUGUGCUCACCUUGCCCUUCUGGGCUGUGGACACGGUGCUGGACUUUCGUUGGCCCUUUGGCCGGGUCAUGUGCAAGAUUGUGAGCUCUGUCACCACCCUGAACAUGUACGCCAGCGUCUUCUUCCUCACCGCCAUGAGUGUGACCCGCUACCGCUCCCUGGUCACCUCUUUGAAGAUGGACUGCCCUAGAAACGACACUACUCGUGCCAAAUGGGCCAGUUUAGCCAUCUGGGUGGUGUCACUUGUGGCUACACUGCCUCAUGCUUUCUACUCCACCACAGUCCAGGUGUCUGCAGAUGACGAGCUGUGCUUAGUGCGGUUCUCUGACUCUGAUUCAGACCACUGGGAUCCUCAAGUCCUGCUUGGACUCUAUCAAACACAGAAAGUCCUCCUGGGAUUUGUAGUUCCACUGAUUGUCAUCUCUGUGUGCUACCUCCUCCUCCUGAGGUUCAUCCUGAGCCGGCGGAUCGUAGGCAGCAUGGUCAGCGCAAAUGUCACAGAGAGGUCAGAGUCUGAGAGAGGACGCCACCGCCGACGCUCCAAAGUCACCCGCUCCGUCACCAUCGUGGUUCUGUCCUUUUUCAUCUGCUGGCUGCCCAACCAGGCUCUGACCCUUUGGGGGGUGCUAAUCAAAUUUGACUUGGUGCCCUUCAGCAAAGCCUUCUACAACGCCCAGGCCUACGCCUUCCCCCUGACUGUGUGUUUAGCUCAUGCAAACAGCUGUCUCAACCCGGUGCUUUACUGCCUGAUCCGAAAAGAGUACAGAGCUGGACUGAAGGCGCUUCUGCUGAGAGUGUCUCACUCCGUCCGAAAUGUUCUUACUCUGGCUCUGAGAGGGAGAAGAGUGGAGGAAGCACCACCCAGCCUGGUCAUGAUACACAAAGACAUCAAUAUGUAAUUUACUCUGUAAAUGGAAAAGUUUGACAUUUUGGGAAAUGCAGUUAUUUGCUUUUUUGCCAAGAGUUUGAUGAGAGCACUCUCAAGUUUGGAUGUAAUAUGCUGCAGCCAGGUUAGCUUGGCUCAGCACAACAACUAUAAGCAGGGGUAAACAGCUGGUCAUGGUUAUGUCUAAACAUAAUUCAAUCUGCCUACGAUCACAUGUAAAGCUCCCAAUUAGCAGUUGUAAAAAAUAACAAGGGGUUAUGUAUGGGAUAAUUUCUUGGAUCUGAGUAGUAACUUCCUAGAGUUGGUUGGUUUUAGUACAACAGAUCCAGACUAACUCUGUCCAUUUCCAAUUACAGACUUGAGAGCAGUAUUGAUAUUGAUUGCCUCAACUCUUGGCAAUUUGGCACAUUUCACAAAGUCUCAAAUAUUUUCUUUAAUAUUAAAGGAAAUGCUCCUUUAUGAGUCAACUGUGUGCCGUAUUUUCUUUGGUGCCAUUUUUUUUUCCCUACCACUUUCAUCUGCGACACGGCCAUCCCUCAAAAUGUAUUUCAUCUCCUUUGGACACACAAACCCGAACAGCUAUGUUUUAGCAUGUGAAGAGCCUGAUUGCCAAAAAUAUUCCACUGUGGAAAUAAUCUCCUGGGUGAAUUACAAGUAUGUUUAAGAAAAUCAGUCAAACCCUUGAAUACCCUCUGGGCUGAUUGUUUUUUUUCCUCGCACAAUCAAGCAAAAUACAGUGUGAUGUUUAAACAGUCAAAGCUGUAAAGUGAUUUUUGUACUCUGUAUCUGACAGACUCACACAGGCAAUCAUCAGGACUGUGUGAUUGUUACUCGUUAGGGUUGAUGUGUUAUUGAUGUGUUAUUGUUGCUAACUCAGUCAGGAGACUAGAAGUUCCCGGACAUCCCUCCUCAUAUGCAGUAAAACAACCAAGAUAUCUAUCAUUAAAUGUAGGCAGUGUUUGAUGCUAGCAUGAAACCAUUUUCAUGUCUCUCGGUGUCUGCCUUGCUGUACUGCUGUGAAUUUGUUUCGUGAAUACACGUAUGUAAUGUGACAUUAAAUAAACGAGAGGACAAAAGAG
Messenger RNA from Larimichthys crocea (large yellow croaker), 3247 nucleotides. Its product is annotated as relaxin-3 receptor 1. Lineage: Eukaryota; Metazoa; Chordata; Actinopteri; Sciaenidae. Gene Ontology annotation, molecular function: C-C chemokine binding; C-C chemokine receptor activity. The transcript has 3 exons. The record is from RefSeq and is a predicted model, not a curated record. Gene Ontology annotation, cellular component: external side of plasma membrane; membrane. Gene Ontology annotation, biological process: cell chemotaxis; G protein-coupled receptor signaling pathway; immune response. The coding region runs from base 919 to 2181 and encodes 420 amino acids.